Molecule: messenger RNA, 1485 nt
Organism: Abrus precatorius (Indian licorice)
Lineage: Eukaryota; Viridiplantae; Streptophyta; Magnoliopsida; Fabales; Fabaceae
Product: UPF0301 protein BT_1078
Exons: 3
Coding region: 202-1245 (347 amino acids)
Source: RefSeq, a predicted model, not a curated record
AAAGCGUCGUUUUCACAGUUUCUUUCAUCUUUGUCUGUGUGAUCUUCUCCUGUUUCUCCACUCACCUCUUUUUUUUUUUUUUUACUAAUUAUUCGUUUUUCUUUUUUGCAUUAAAAAUCUUCUUGCUGCUUUCCUUACCAGUUCGUCAUCGUUCUCGUAUCCAUAAACGAUAAAAUUAAAAUUGCUCCGUCAAAAGUGUGAAUGGAUCUGUGUGGUGUUCAUGCGAAGAACCUCUUCAAUACAAAUUCAUUUUGGCACAGACCGAUUCCAUCGAAUUUAGGAAGAAGUGGAAUUUCCUUGAGAGUUGUAGAUGGACGAGUGCUUGAAAUCACUCUUUUGAGGCGAAAGUCUUGCUGUAAAGGGUAUCGGCCAUAUGUUGUCAGUGCCGCAGGCAAGAAGAAUAAUGGCAACUCUUCUUCUUCUGGCAAUGACGAACAAUCCAUUCCAGAUGGAGAUGGUAUUAGACGUAACAAUUCUUCUGAUGGAAACAAAUCAGACAACUCUGAGAAUUGUCAUCAUCCUAAUCUAGAUUGGCGUGAAUUCAGAGCAAAGCUAUAUAAAGAUGAGCUGAAAGAAAUAUCAGAUACUGACACACACAAUCAAGGUGGAACAUUGCACAGUUCCAAACCACUUGGAACAAAGUGGGCUCAUCCUAUCCCAGUGCCUGAGACUGGCUGUGUACUUGUGGCUACUGAAAAGCUUGAUGGUGUUCGCACCUUUGAAAGAACUGUUGUUCUCCUUCUCAGAUCUGGAACUAGACACCCACAAGGAGGGCCUUUUGGAAUUGUCAUCAACCGUCCCCUUCACAAAAAGAUCAAACACAUGAAACCUACAAAUCAUGAUCUAUUAACUACCUUCUCUGACUGUUCUCUUCAUUUUGGUGGACCUCUUGAGGCAAGUAUGGUUUUGCUAAAAACAGGGGAAAAGUUGAAGCUUCCAGGAUUUGAAGAGGUAAUCCCUGGGCUAUGUUUUGGAUCUCGAAGCAGUUUAGAUGAUGCUGCAGGGCUUGUCAAAAAGGGAAUUCUCGAGCCUCAUCACUUCCAAUUCUUUGUUGGUUAUGCUGGAUGGCAACUGGAUCAGCUGAGAGAUGAGAUUGAGUCAGAUUAUUGGUAUGUUGCUGCAUGUAGCUCAACUUUGCUUUGUGAGGCAUUAUCAGAUUCUUCGGAAAGUUUGUGGGAAGAGAUUUUGCAGCUAAUGGGUGGUCAUUACUCAGAAUUGAGCCGGAAGCCAAAGCAAGACACGUAGGUACUAGCGUAUGAUGCCAGAUUUGGAGACAAAUGAAAAACGUGUAAUCAGGGUGUACUGAAGUUCUCCUUAAUGUCAAAUAAGUAGAUAAUUUAUGAUAAGUGUAAUCGUACGUUGUUGGGUUCUUGUAAUUAUGCUUGUUGGUAUAAUUUGAUAUAAUUUUGAGAUUAAGUUGUGUUAGUUGUAUUUUAUGAUUAAGCUGUAUAAUUUCAUCUAGAGCACAAGAGCUAAAGCAUCUUC